Molecule: messenger RNA, 4336 nt
Organism: Orussus abietinus
Lineage: Eukaryota; Metazoa; Arthropoda; Insecta; Hymenoptera; Orussidae
Product: titin homolog
Exons: 4
Coding region: 158-4201 (1347 amino acids)
Source: RefSeq, a predicted model, not a curated record
GGGAUGUUGAGGAAGGCGGAAAAUCUAGAAAACCAGGUCCACGUAAAAUAUUGUAGAUAUUAAGUGAUACUGGAUCUCCAGAGUUUCCUACACAACAAUCGGCAGGUCGAGGCCAUCGCAAGUCAAAGCCUCGUCUCACAUUGCGACAUGACACGAGAUGUUGAUAAAUGUACAAGAAGUGGCUCACAUUUCUAAUGAUGAAUCUCGCCGGCGAAAAUAUGAAGAGAGCGAUAAGAAAAAGGAGGAACCGAGGGAGCGAAAAAAGUCCUACGUUUUGAAGCAUUUUGACAAAUUCUUCAAUCCACGAGAAAAGUCUAGAGAUCGGGAACCAGAAAGAGCAUGUAGAAGGGAUUGUCGAGGGAUCCAGGAACCGUCUUUGUCCACGAUGAAGAAGCGUCCUGAAGAAGCUCCUCCAGUAAUCAGCGAGACCAAGGAAGCCCAAACAGAGCAGGAUGAGAAAUGCAAGGAAGAGAAGAAGAAACUGGAAGAAGACUUAAGAAGAAUCGCGGAAGAGAUGCAGGAGAAGAAAAUCGACGCGAAGGAAGUGGAAGAAGAGAAGAGCGAGCCGAACUGCAAGAAGUUCCCCGAAGAUGAUCUUUGCUCGGCGAAGCUGACGGAGCUCAUCAACAACUCCAUCAAGGAAGCUGUCCAAAGUAUAGUUAAAGAGACCACUCGCCAGGAAGAUGAGCCAAGUCCAGUCAAGAAGAAGAAAUCCGACGAGUGCGAGGGCACUCAAAAAGAAGGGAACGAAAAUAAGUCGAAGAAGCCUUCCUUGCUCUCCGACAAGACGUUCGACUCCCACUUUUUAGGAAAGAGACGAAGAUCUCGAUCUCGAUCGACCACUGAAAAGCUCUCGGGACGGAAAAUGAUCGACGACAUUCAGGAUAAGUCGAUCGCGCGUCCGUAUUCCAAGAAAAUGCCGAAAAUAAUUUGUCUCCCUCCGGCGACGCCGAAAGUCGACCCGAAGAAGAGGUCGAAGAAGUCCAAGAAGCGAGUUGACAAGAUGGACAAUCGGAAGAUGACGGGGAAUGUCAACAUCUACAUCUGUUCCGAGGCUACCGAAAAUGUGGCCAAGAAACCGAAGAAGAAGGAGAUGGAAGAAUGCUCCUCUUCGGUUACCGAGACCAACGAGAGCGUGAGUACCUCGAGUACAUCGACGAAUAAAUUGAUAGACGCCUUGUUGAAGAAACGCAACAGGAAGAAUUCCAAAAUCCAAGGCGAGAUCCAGGAAGAAGACGAAGAGACCCAGGCGACGUGCUUAUGCGAUGGAGGAGACGCUUCGGAUUUUUUCUCCGAGGAGAAGAAGUCCGAUGCGACUUUGUGUCUUUGCCAAACAUUGAGUGCUGAAGACAGCCUCGAAGAUGGGAAAUCUUUGUCGACGAGCAGAUUCGGCUGUUACUGUCAAUCCAGCGUGGAGGGAAAUCAGUUCCCUUCGGAUGCAUUUUCAGUUCUCACCCCUCGAUCCAGGUUUACAGCUUCUGACAAUGGACCCGAAGAGGUCGUCAAGGAGGCAACGUGUCCUUCUUACUUCCAGAGGUAUGAUUCAAGGCUUGACGAGCAGAAGCUUCCGACAUUCGUUCCGUAUGACUCCAGUGAGGAUAAUUAUAUGAACCGUGACAGCGAAAAUGCAUUUUUCGAAAAUUUUAGAAAAUAUCCUUACGUACACCCUGAAGAGAAGACGAAGACGCGUUGCGUUAAUCGAGGAAGAAGGAACGAAGUCAAAAGAUCUCUCGAGCCAGGGUCGUAUUGUGUCAAUGCUCCUCCUAGUCAAAUUUCUCUCAAAAAACCUCCUGAAUCAAUUUGCCGUUGUUUCAAGAAAAGAGACUCUUCAACAAUUUCGAGGCUCUGUCAAGGACGAGUGGAGGCUGAAGAGGUGGAUGAAGAGAAAAGAAAUGAAGAAAUGGAUAUAAAACCAUGUUUUAAUAACGAAUGCAAUCUUGAAGAGGUCAAGGAAGAGUGUUGCAUGGAUAAUCAGCAAACAACGAGUAAACCUGUGAGUGUAAAAAUCGUAGACCUGAAGGAAUCUCAAGAAAAAUCCGAAGAGGACCCGAAGAAGAGUGAAGAUGUAAAAGAUGAAGAAAAAUCCUCAUCUGUAAAAAUAAAUGCGGAGGAAAAAAUAAAAGAAUCCGAAGAGGAUCCGAAGAAGAGUGAAGAUGUAAAAGAUGAAGAAAAGUCCUCGUCUGUAAAAAUAAAUCCAGAGGAAAAAGGAAAAAAAUCGCCGAAGGGAAAUUCUAAGGUCUUCUCGAUUUCAGCCAAGGAGAAGAAAGAAGGAGACAUUAGUCCUUCUAAAAGGAAGAAUGAAAGGGACUCUUCAGGGACUAACGAGGAGAAAAAUGUGAAGACAGACUUGCAAAUAGAAAAAGAAGACACGCCUAAAGAUACAGCAGAGGGAAAAGAGGAUUCAAAAGAAAAAAGAGGUUCAUUUUUGCAAAGAUCAUUUCGAAGGGCUUCCGAGUUGAUGACGAAGACCAAGAGCAUUUUUUCAGACCCUGCGGAGAUACCAGAAAAGAAAAAGAGAGGAUGUUCUCCGACCUGCAGCGCAUUGAAAAGAGCCACACAGGACUCAACGCCUCCAAAAACUGAAAACACUUUGAAAAAUACCUCCGAAGAAACCUCAGGAAAAAUGUCAAAAGGCGAAGAUAAAUCAGAAUCAUCUAAUGACUCGAAUAAAAAGGAAGAAAUCAUAUCGAGUGCAGUGCAAAGAAGCGUGAGCAGUUUCAACCAAGAAAGGCGAUCAAGGUCGAAGCUGGCAGCAAUUAUUGCUCGAAAAAAAGCUUCAGCACAAUCCACCCAAAAGUCCAGCAACGAGGAUAUCGAGAAAAUGACUCCAUCUCAGAGAAACAUUAACGAGAAUCAAAAAGAAACGUCGGAAGAAGUCGAGAAAAAAGAUCUAGAAGAAUUGCAAGGGGAGGAUACUCCAGAAGAGGGGGUAAAAAAUUCUUCAGAGACGCCAGAAAAGUCCAAGGAACUUGAAAUAAAUUGCAAGUGCAUAUCUGCCGAGAUUCCUUCGAUUUGUAUAAAUGCAAAAAUAGUGCAACCAGAAUGCAUAACGCAGGACAAGAGGAAGAGGGAAGAGGAGCCGGAUUGUGAUUGCAAUUCUCGCUGCAACGAUCAAAUUAAUUAUCCGAAUAAAAUUUCUACUACUUGCAGAGCUCACGGAGACGUUGAAGAAAGUUGCUGCAGACCUUGCUGCAACCCCAACAUCGACUCCACCAGCUGCAUUUUGCCCUCCCAGGUGAAGAAACAGGAAAUGCAGCGGAGAAAUGAGACUUGCAUACAGGAAAAAGUGCAUCCUCUUCAACGUUGCCCUGCAAAGUGCGAGCGGGAAUUAAUUGACAAACCGAGGAAUAAUUUUUUAGAGGAACAGACUUGCAGACAUUGCUGCAAUCCCCACAGCAGGUGCACCUGUAGAGCACCAGUUAGUAGGUGCUCCUGUUGUCGCAUGCCUGUUGACAUUUGCGACUGUCUUCGAAACAAGGUGUCUAAUGACACGGAGAGAUCAUCUCCAGGCAACUUGAAAAAAUUCCCGGCCAUUCGAGUCACCGCCUGGAAGCCGAGAGAAGAAGUCAGCAAGUACUUCGCGAGGGACCUGAAGAACAUCCAGGAAGACGACGAAGAUGGAGCCGAAGAGUGCAGAUGCUUCGACAAGUCCAGAUUCCGAGACGAAGUCAAGCCAAGAGGAGCCGAAGAGCUUUCCUAUCAGAGCUUGAAUGUCUUUUCCGAGGUGCUUAAUGAGCUUCAGCAGAAAAUCAGCUCCUCCGUUUGCUGCACCUGCAGACGACGACCUUGCUGCUGCGACGAAGAAGUCGGCCAGAAGACUCGACUCAGUCCCCGAGGAAGAAGUCUAGGUUUCCAGCAGAAGAGAGCAGGAGAUAAAUCUCCUCAAGGACCUUGCCAAUGCAAUUCCAGUCCUCGAUCAUCGGAACGUCGCAGGAUCUCAUCCUUGACACCUCUUGAAAAGUGCAACACCUGCGAGUCUUCUCCAUGUAGAUGUCGAAGAAUGCCAUCGAAAGACGAGCCUCGGACCACUUGUUGCUUCUGCAAAGCGUCUCCUUGCAGGUGUCCGAAACGGAAAGGAACGGGAGAGAAGAUCGUGCCUUGUCCUUACAUCCAAGAAGAGUAUGCAGAAAUAAAAGACCGGCCCAAAACCCGAAGAGGUCCCAUUUACUGCGUUCGCCAGAGAGUGGGCCCCAUUUUUUAAUUACCGGUAGAUAAAUGGGAAGAAAACGUGCGUUGUAAAACAAUGUAUAUUUGCUCGGUGUUUGUCUAUACGUAUAUAUAUAAUUAUCCCGUGGAUUCAUUUAAACGUUAAUUCAAUUUAAAAAUCAUUUUCUCG